Molecule: messenger RNA, 1936 nt
Organism: Mercurialis annua (annual mercury)
Lineage: Eukaryota; Viridiplantae; Streptophyta; Magnoliopsida; Malpighiales; Euphorbiaceae
Product: exonuclease 1
Exons: 12
Coding region: 120-1808 (562 amino acids)
Molecular function (GO): DNA binding; metal ion binding; 5'-flap endonuclease activity
Source: RefSeq, a predicted model, not a curated record
UUCCCGCCAUUUUUGCUCAAGCAGUCAUAAGCAACCAGAAGAGUUAACCAGACAAAAAGAAAAUCUUGGAACAUCUAAUAAAAGAAAGGUUUAUUAAGCAGCAGCCACAAUUAUCUGUGAUGGGUAUCAAAGAUCUUCUAAGGUUCAUCAAACCUUACUUGCAAUCCAUUCACAUCAAAAAAUAUAGCGGCAAAAGAGUUGGUAUUGAUGCAUAUUCAUGGCUUCACAAAGGAGCUUAUUCUUGUAGUAUGGAGAUAUGUUUGGAUAUGAAUAGCGAUAAAAAGCUUCGAUAUUUGAACUAUUUUAUGCACAGAAUCAAUCUACUAAGACACUACAAGAUAACCCCAGUUGUUGUUUUUGAUGGUGCCAAAAUUCCUUGUAAAGCUUCGACAGAACAUGAAAGACACAGGAGAAGAGAAACGAAUCGUGAAUCGGCUAUGGAGAAGCUUAAACAAGGGAAUGUUAAUGCUGCUAUUGAGUUCUUCCAGAGAGCAGUGAGUAUCACCCCGCUCAUGGCACAUCAACUGAUUCAGAUAUUGAGAACUGAAAAUGUGGAAUUUGUGGUAGCUCCAUAUGAGGCUGAUGCACAGUUGGCAUACUUAUCGAGUGUUGAUGCAGAAAAGGGCGGCAUUGCAGCAGUUAUCACGGAGGAUAGUGAUCUGUUGGCAUAUGGUUGCCAAGCUAUCAUAUUUAAGAUGGAUCGAUAUGGCAAUGGCGAAGAGAUGGUUUUGGACAAGAUUUUUGAUGCUGUGCCAUCCAAACCCUCAUUUCAGCAUUUUGACAGGGAAUUGUUUGCAGGCAUGUGUGUAUUAGCUGGUUGUGAUUUUCUUCCAUCUGUUCCUGGAAUCGGGAUUUGUAAGGCUCAUUCCUUUGUUUCAAAAUAUAAAAACUUGGACCGUGUAUUAUCCAUUCUGAAGUUGGAGAAGGCGAAUCAAAUGCCAGAAGAUUAUUCCAAAUCCUUCAGAGAAGCUCUUUCGGUUUUCCAGCAUGCUAGAAUAUAUGAUGCCACAAUUAAGAAUCUCAAACACAUUAAACCCAUUCCACAAAAUCUUCUGGAUUUACUGGAUGAGAAGCUUGAUUUUCUAGGACCAGAACUGCCUCCAUCAGUAGUAAUUGCCAUUGCUGAAGGGAACUUGAAUCCUAUCAACAUGGAGGCCUUUGACGUUUACCCAAGUUCUAAGUAUCUUCAGGACCCCAUUGUUAUCCGAAAUCACUGUGAACUCCAGAAACCUGCAGCCAUCAUUGCUUCGAGACAGAAAAUAACCUUGGUGGGCAAAUCAAGGAAAGCCAGCGAAAAUGGUGUUACAGCAGGUUUAGCAAUGACUCAAGAUCCUGUUCUGACUGAAAAGAAGUAUGUGAGUGAAGCCGUAGCUCUUCAGAAACUAGUCUCACCUGAAGAAACCCAUGAACCAGCAGAAAAGAUAACGAUUCCCGAAGAUGUUCCAAGAAAGAUUCCCAAGAAUCCAUUCAUCAUAAAGAGCAGUGCUGACUCAGAUUUAGAUCUGUCAGACGACGACAGGUCUGAUGUACUGUUUUCUACCCCAGAUAGUGCUAUAAAUGUACUUUCCAAGAAAAGAAAGUUGCAUCAGAAUGCAAUUAUGGAUGAAGAAGCUUCUGAGAUAACGAAACUACAAGUCUCAGAAACCUUGUGUGCUGCUAAAGAAUCCCAAGAAAGUGUAAACUCCAAGCCUGUAAAGAGUUAUGAAGUGAAAGGUAUAGGUAAAAUUGGAAAAUUGAAGAAAAGUAAACAUAAUAAUACUGCAGAGAGUAAGCAGAACAGUAUCUUGAAUUUCUUUUCUAGAGUGUAGCUUUUCAAUCUCAUCUCCUUUAUUAUAUAAUUUUUGGCCAUUUUGGGAUAUAAUUUAGUAUUAUUUUCUGUGGACCCUUAGUUAUGGAGUUCAUACAAUAGUCUGGAAAGCAAUCUAAUUUCCUAGAA